This is a messenger RNA of Linum trigynum, 2373 nucleotides long. Lineage: Eukaryota; Viridiplantae; Streptophyta; Magnoliopsida; Malpighiales; Linaceae. The record is from the annotation of a GenBank genome assembly.
AUGGCGGAGGAAGACGUUGCAGCGCCGCCGCCUUCGAGCCCUCCCCUCCACACGGAUCACAAGCGGAAGCACGAUGAAUUGGAACUACCCACUGAAGCUCCGGUCGCGGAAGAAGAGAAGCCCAUGGUGACCUAUGAUGUUGUGGAAGAUAAGGAAGAAAUCGAAGGCGGGGGCGACGAUUCGUCUGCAAUCGAUGGGGAAUCGCAGGAGGCCAAGCGGGCUAGGGUUGAGGACGAACCGGUUGAGGAGCCUGUUGGUGAAAAUGGCUUUGAGUUAGGCAAGCCAGAUGAAGGUGCUAAGGGGGAAGCUGUUGGAGAGGAAAAUGGUAAGAGUGAAGUGCCGGAAGAGAGUGGUGCUCAGCAGGCUCCUGAGAGUAGUCAGGAAGCAGGAGAGCAGAGUGAGGAUAAAGUAGUUAAUGAAGAAGCUGCUGCAGCUGGAGUUGAUGAGGAGAAUGAUGGAAAGAAACCAGAUUCUGCUGGCGAUGUUGAGCCAGUUAAAGCUGAGGAGCAGCAGUCAAAAGGGGAAGAUGAGCAACCAAUAAAAGAAGCAGAAGAAGAAGCUCUAUCCGAUGGUCAGACUACCUCUCGUAGGAUGGAAGUUCCUAAUGAUAAGGUUGGGGUUCUUAUUGGCAAAGGUGGGGACACUAUCCGUUUCCUUCAGUAUAAUUCUGGGGCAAAGAUACAGAUAACAAGGGAUGCAGAUGCUGAUCCACGUUGCGUGACAAGACCAGUGGAAAUAAUAGGGACUCUAGAUAGUAUAAGCAAGGCUGAGAAACUAAUCCAGGCUGUUAUAGCUGAGGCUGAUGCAGGGGGUUCCCCUGCCCUUGUUGCUAGGGGCCAUCCUAGUGUUCAGAGUGCUGCAGUUGCAGAGCAACUGGAGAUGCAAGUUCCAAACGAGAAGGUUGGUUUAAUCAUAGGAAAAGGUGGGGACACUAUCAAGGCUCUCCAAGCAAAAACAGGAGCACGUAUUCAGUUAAUUCCUCAACAUCUCCCUGAAGGAGAUGGAUCAAAAGAAAGGACUGUGCGUGUGACUGGUGAUAGCAAGCAAAUUGAUAUGGCAUGUGAGUUGAUAAAGGAAGUCAUGAGUCAGAUUUCGCUAUGGCCUUUCCAAUGGGGUCAGCAUUGCUUUCUUGGUGUAGCAAUAGACAACCACUAUUCAUUGUCAUCCACAGAAGAGAGGUAUCAGGCUUUAUAUCUCGCACUUGCAGGAGGUUGGUGCGGAAUUCUUGUGCCCACUGUGAACUACAAGCAUAAGUGGCUGUAUUCAGCUGUUCGGCAAAACGUGAAGCAAUCAUCUCUUUCUGGGGGUUUCAACCAGCAGCAAUCAUAUCGCUCUCGUGGGCCCAGUGGCCCAAACCACUGGGGUCCACCUCGUGGCCCUCAUCCAUCCCAACCAAUGCCUCCUUAUGAUUACCACAACCAAGGAACUCCAUAUCCACCGCGGCAUGGCAUGCACUACCCACCUCCAAAUUAUGGUAAUUACCCCCCGCAGCAGCACAUGGGCCAAAGAGCUAACUACGGUACUGGUUGGGAGCAACGACCUCCUCCGAAUAUGCCUCCUGGCGGUCGUGGUGGUGGUUAUGAUUACUAUGGUGGUCAAGGAGGCCACAUGGCCGACCACCAUGCUGCUCCGCCAGUCUCUGGCCACCCGCCUGCUCCUGCUCCUGCAACCAAUUAUGGUUAUAGACAUGAUUAUGGCCAUCAACCUCCUUAUCCCCAGCCGCCGCCACCUCACCAAGGCUAUGGCCAUGGAUAUGACGAACCAAAGUAUGGACAUGCCAACUCACAACCGGGUUAUCCAGGAUAUCCAGCUCAUCAUCAACAAUACAGCAAGCAGCAACCACAGGCGUACCCCAUGCAAGCACAGGGCCAGCCUCAGCCGUAUAGUCAACCGAGUCAAGCAUACGGUCAAGGUGCUGCAACAGCUCAGCAGCAGUAUCCUUAUCAAUCUGGGUAUCCUCCAUAUGGUUCUGCAACUGAUGGGUAUUCUCAGGCUCCAGCUCAGCCGAGUGCACAGCCUGUACCUGCUUAUGGCCAGGCUGCCCCUGCAGCUUAUGGAUCGUAUCAAUCUUCACAAGGCUAUCCUGAUCAGGCUGCCACCACUCAGAACACUGCUGCUGCUACUGGUUACGGGUAUCAAGCACAAGAUCCUGCACAGCAGGUCUAUGCUCAGCCGGUGCCAGCAACUGCUCCCGCACCAGCUCAACCGAGCUAUGAUCAGUCAGUAGCACAACCGGGGAGCUAUGCUGCAGCACCUGUUACUGCUUCUGUUCCUGGGGGUGCAGCUCCGGUGGGUUAUGGGAAAACGGUAUCACCUCAGCCAGCUGGAUAUGGUCAGUAUGAUUCGAGCCAGAUGUAUGCUGCUCCUCAUUGA